AUGCCUUCAGAAACCACGAAUGCCGGCAUCGUCACGGAUGAAGGCAGCGGGGAGAGGCAUAUUCCCGAGUCUGUCCGCGCCGAUGGAAGCACUCGAAAAGCCAUCAAGAUUCGUCCCGGUUAUCGCCCACCUGAGGAUGUUGAGGUGUAUAAGAACCGUACCGUCGAAGCAUUUCGCGAGCGAGGUCGGAAAGUAGGCAUUCCCGGGGCCGCUGGGCUACAGCAGCAAGCGGAGCAAGGCUCAUCUGCCGCCACCAACAAAAAUGCCAAGCGACGGGAAGCUCGAAAGAAGGCCAGGGUUGCUGGGGAAAACGAUUCUGCUGUGAGCAGCAAACCAACACCAACCGAAGCACCAAAGACCGAGGAGGUCGACCCAGAUGUUGAACGGGAGAGAAAGGCACGAAAUCUGAAAAAGAAGUUGAAGCAGGCAAAGGAGCUAAAGAACAAAAAGGACGAUGGGGAGACUCUUUUGCCAGAGCAGAUUGCCAAGGUGAUCAAAAUAAACGAGCUGAUUCGAGAAUUGAGCGCGCUGGGCUUGGAUGCUGAGGGCGAAGCCAAAACAUUGUCAUCUGCCGAGCCCUCGUAA
This is a messenger RNA of Ustilaginoidea virens, 585 nucleotides long. RefSeq lists its product as uncharacterized. NCBI's taxonomy places the organism in Eukaryota, Fungi, Ascomycota, Sordariomycetes, Hypocreales, Clavicipitaceae. Gene Ontology annotation, molecular function: RNA binding. The record is from RefSeq and is a predicted model, not a curated record. The transcript has a single exon. Gene Ontology annotation, cellular component: cytoplasm; exon-exon junction complex. Gene Ontology annotation, biological process: exon-exon junction complex disassembly. The coding region runs from base 1 to 585 and encodes 194 amino acids.